This is a messenger RNA of Nicotiana tabacum (common tobacco), 1044 nucleotides long. The record is from RefSeq and is a predicted model, not a curated record. Lineage: Eukaryota; Viridiplantae; Streptophyta; Magnoliopsida; Solanales; Solanaceae.
AUGGCCGAUAAGUUCAUAACUAUCCAUGCAGGAGCCAAGAAGGCCGAACCAAGAGUAAACGACAUAUUCGCUGUCAAGCAGUCCUUGGGAGAGGGGCUGAAGGACUUCCUCGCCCGAUUCAAGAGAAUAAGGAUGACUCUGUCGAGCAUGCCCGAAGGGAUGGCAGUCGUAGCUUUCCAGAACGGGUUGAGUAGAGAUGGUUCGAGAGAAACUAGAAAAUUAUUGUGCCGAUUGAUGAAAUGUCCUCCAACCAAUUGGGAAAAAAUCCAUAAUGCUUAUUGUGCCGAGGUUCGAGCAGAUGAGGACGACCUCAAUGGACCAACUCAUCGGCUAAUCUCGGUGCAAACCGAAUCCAGAAAAGAACGAAGAGAAGACAUCAGGAGGGAUUACCCGGUCUCGCGACCCAACAGGGAACGAUACCAGCCAUACGUCAGGGCGGCCGUCGCACAUUCCCUUCGCUAUGAAGAAGAAAUAGUCUAUGCUCUUGAGAAACUCGGAACAAAGGUAAAGUGGCAGCCAAAGAUGAGAUCCGAUCCGAACAUCAGAAAAUCUGACACCCUCUGUGAGUUCCACCAGGAACGUGGACACAAAACAGAAGAUUGCACCACCCUUAGACAAGAUGUCGUAAAUAUGUUGCCGCAAGGACAACUCAAAGAGCUGUUAAGAGACAAGGGGAGAAAUAACUUCACUAAAGGAUGUAAAUACCAAGGCUCGCCGAAGCCGCUAUCACCAGCUUGUACUAUCAGCAUGAUCAUCGGCGGUGGUAACAACACAUCUAUCAACGUCGUGAAGUUCACCACCACUCACAAGCUCAAGCGGUCUAUCACCCGCGAACGGUAUGACAAACUCGAAGAAAGUAUCAUCUUCGAUGAGUUAGAUGCUAACGGUUUGACUUUCCCUCAUAAUGAUGCCCUCGUCAUUACUUUAUGCAUUUUAGAUACUGUUGUCAAAUGUAUCAUGGUGGACGGUGGAAGUGGAGUGUGCAUUAUCCAUCCCCAAGUCCUUACCCAAAUGAGACUCGAGGACAAGAUAGUGUCGUACUGA